AUGGCGGCGGAGCAGCCCUAUCUCGUUAUCGGGCUCUGCUCGCUGUGCGUGGCCAACCCGGAGACCGGCCAGUACACCAGCAGCGGCACCUCUCAAUCCGAGAAGGAGCUCUGGUCGGCAAUCGACGGCAGCCUGGCGUCGGUUGGUGCCACCUAUGCAGACGUCGCGGCGAUCUGCGCCGCUGUUGCGGUGCGCGAAGCCAAUGCCGACUUGGAUGGCCUCCUGGCGGCGCUUUCGAACCGGCUGCCGGCACAGGCGCUGAAGCUCGUGCACACCGACGCGGCGGCCGCGCUGGCGAGCUGCACCCACGGCGUGCUGCAUGGCGCGUGCGUCGUCGCAGACGACCACACAAAGGCGGUCGCCUUUGGCGGCCAGCGGCAGCACCGCACCUCCGGCUGGGGCCCCCUUUUCAUGGACGGCGGCUGCGCGUACGACAUCGGCUCCCGCGCGCUGCUGGCCGCCCACAAGGCGCACGACAGCCGCGGCGCGGCCACGACACUCACGCGCACGUUCCUGCGCCGCCUGCGGCUGCCGCGCGUGGAGGAUCUGGUGCGGUGGGCGUACCACCCUGCAGAGGGGCAGCACGAGCGCAUCUGCGGGCUGGCGCGCGUCGUGGCCGACUGCGCCGCGGCGGGGGAUGCCGUCGCCGACACCAUACUGCGCCACGGCGUGGGGGAGCUGCUCAAGUCAGUCAAGACGGCUGCUGCCUCGGUGGGCCUAGAGGCCCCCAGCACGUUCCAGGUGGUGCUGGCGGGGCGCCUGCUGCCGCAGAACGGGCUCUACGCCCAAUACCUGGCAGAGGCGAUUCGCGCAGAGUCAGAGCCAGCAGAGGCAGCGGCGCUGAUAGCGCUGCUCCAGAUGGCGAUCAACGGAAACCUACCGCAGCAAUAG
Messenger RNA from Monoraphidium neglectum, 891 nucleotides. Its product is annotated as N-acetylglucosamine kinase, putative. Bases 1 to 891 code for a protein of 296 amino acids. The record is from RefSeq and is a predicted model, not a curated record. The transcript is spliced from 5 exons. Lineage: Eukaryota; Viridiplantae; Chlorophyta; Chlorophyceae; Sphaeropleales; Selenastraceae.